AUGGCUCCCAAGAUCAUCCUCUACACAAACCACAUCUGCCCCUGGGCUCACCGCGCCCACAUCGCCCUCAAGGAGCUGGGCCUGCAGUACGAAGAAGUCAUCAUCGACCUCGACACCCCGCGCGAGCCCUGGUACCUCGAAGUGAACCCGCGCGGGCUCGUCCCGACAAUCUCCUACAAUGGCACCAUAAUCCCCGAGUCCGGCAUCGUCGCCCAGCUCCUCGCAGACGCACACCCCUCGCACCUCCUCCCCCCCUCCAACACCGAAGCCGGCGCCAUCAAGCGCGCCCAAAUCGCCUUCUUCGCUGAUACCUUCACCAGCAAGCUCCUCCCGCUCGUCUUCGGCGCCCACAGGGCAUCAGACGCCGACCUCCCCGCUGCAACCGAGGCGAUCGUCGAGGCGAUCGAGAAGAAUAACAUCGAGGGUCUGCUGUACCCGGCCGGAUCGGGCUCUGGUCCGUUUUUCCAGGGCGCGGAGAAAUUGACCCAGGCCGAGGUUCUGACGGGGUCGUUUUUGCUGAGGCUUUUGUCGCUCCAUAAGCCUGAGUAUGGGCUAUUUGCCCCGGAGCUGCCGGCGCUCUUGGAGAAGAGGGUGCCCAAGUUCUUGCAGUGGGCAAAGGCUGUUGUUGCGCAGGAGAGUGUGAAUUUCAUCUGGGAUGAGGAGAAGGUUGGCAAUAGGACUGCGGCCAAGUUCAAGCCUAAGAACUAG
Molecule: messenger RNA, 708 nt
Organism: Aspergillus versicolor CBS 583.65
Lineage: Eukaryota; Fungi; Ascomycota; Eurotiomycetes; Eurotiales; Aspergillaceae
Product: glutathione S-transferase family protein
Exons: 2
Coding region: 1-708 (235 amino acids)
Cellular component (GO): cytoplasm
Source: RefSeq, a predicted model, not a curated record